This is a messenger RNA of Cololabis saira (Pacific saury), 2511 nucleotides long. RefSeq names its product class E basic helix-loop-helix protein 40-like. Gene Ontology annotation, molecular function: protein dimerization activity; DNA-binding transcription factor activity, RNA polymerase II-specific; RNA polymerase II cis-regulatory region sequence-specific DNA binding. The transcript has 5 exons. Gene Ontology annotation, biological process: regulation of transcription by RNA polymerase II; regulation of neurogenesis; circadian regulation of gene expression. Lineage: Eukaryota; Metazoa; Chordata; Actinopteri; Beloniformes; Belonidae. Gene Ontology annotation, cellular component: nucleus. The coding region runs from base 297 to 1499 and encodes 400 amino acids. The record is from RefSeq and is a predicted model, not a curated record.
CCGCGAGGCGGGGACGCGCCUGCAGUCACAGGGCUGGAGCAACACGUAGUCACACUCAGGACCCACCCAGCAGAUCCGCACAUUGAGUCGGGCGUGGAUCCUCACACAGACAGACACGCAGUCCGGACCUCCGGGUGACAACAACACUCCAGCAGCAGCGCUCCACUCCAACGCACCGGGACCGCACCGGUUCCCUGGUUCCUCCUGGUUCCUGGCUUGUUCUGAGGAGAGACUACAGAGACUCGUUUGGACUCUUUUUUUGAGACAUUUUUAGGGGGGGUUUCGGUCAAAGCGACAUGGAGAGGAUUACCAGCGCGCAGCCGCCUCCUUAUGUGCCCAAACACGCACCGAUGGAUAUUGCAGACAUGCACGGAAUGGACUUCCCCAUCUACGUGUAUAAGCCGCGGAGGGGCGUGAAGCGCGGCGACGAGUGCAAGGAGACGUAUAAACUACCGCACCGGCUGAUCGAGAAGAAGCGCCGCGACAGAAUCAACGAGUGCAUCGCGCAGCUCAAGGACUUGUUGCCCGAACAUCUGAAACUCACGACGCUGGGUCACUUGGAGAAGGCGGUGGUGCUGGAGCUCACGCUCAAGCACGUGAAGACCCUGAGCGCCGUGCUGGAGCAGCAGCAGCAGAAGAUCCUGGCUCUGCAGAAGGACCUACACAUAAGCGAUCAUGGAGGCGACGGAGCAGAGAGCAGCGAGGAGAUGUUUCGCUCCGGCUUCCACCUGUGCGCCAAAGAGGUCCUCCACUACCUGGCCAGCCAGGAAGGCGGCUCGGACCUGACCCCGUCCCGCGUCAUCAGUCACAUCCACAAAGUGGCGGCAGAAGUCCUGCAGCAUCGAACCGACCUGGAGCCGGAAGAGUCCGCCGCCCAGGCUUCGGAGAAGGCCAGGAAGCCCAGCGGGCAGGCGGCGGGUUUCCCCGAGACUCCGGCUAAGAACUGCGUUCCGGUCAUUCAGAGGACUUACCAGCACGGGACGGGGGAGCAGAGCGGCAGCGACACGGACACGGACAGCGGCUAUGGGGGAGAGCACGACAAGCCCAAAGCCCAGUGGAUGGAAACCCACAGGAAGGAGGGGGAGCUGAAGAGUCUGGCGUCGGAGCGGAUGGCCAGCGCCAUCAAGCAGGAGGGGGACGAGCCUCAGGCCAAGAGGUCGAGAUCAGACUCCUCGGAGGACGAGGUUCUCCCCGCUCACGCGGCGGCAGGAGCUCCCGGCAGCUACGUCAGCUUCUCCCCGAACCAGCCGCCCUUUUGCCUCCCGUUCUACCUCAUCCCCCCCGCAGCCGCCGCCGCGGCGUACCUGCCCAUGCUGGAGAAGUGCUGGUACUCUGGGAACAUGCCGGUCAUGUACCCAGGCAUGGCCAGCGGGCCCGGCGUGGGCCUCGCCCCGGACACCCUGGUGAUGUCCCCGAGGGCCGGGUCCCCGGCGGACUCCCCCGGCCUCCACAACACUUUAAAGCAGGUAUCCCCUUUGAACUUGGAAACCAAAGACUGAGCAGAGAUUCUGUCUGAAUCUUUCCCUUUUGAAUGUUGAAAAGAGGGUUGACGGACUUCCUGGUUACCCUUCAAACCACAGCUGUAGCACAUCGGCACACUGACCCCCCGGGGGCAGCGUGAGCGGCCGCUGCCGUCUAUCAUUAGCCCCUGAAGUCAAGUAGGAGCUAAUGAUAGAGCCACGUGGACUGCCCACAUCAAGCCUCAUGUUACACCCGUUUCACGGCUCUGAAAACACUGUGAAGACGGUCGGCUCAACCAGCACACUAGAGCCCGGAACGCACGGCUUCCUGUCCCGCUGCACACCUACACACCCGUCUAAUGAAUGUAAAGAGUGAUUUCAACCCCCCUGUAAAUGCUGCUUGGACUUUUAUCCGCGGUAGAUCUCUGGAUGGAGGGGUCCACCCUCAGUCUGUAAUGCUUAUACUAGAAUGUCUGGUGACCGGAGACGUGCCGACUCCCUUCACGUCUGUCGUAGCUAAAUGAACACAGGAACUUGGCGGUGUUCGGAGAAUUCAGGUCGCGUGGCCAUACAUGCUUUUACAAUUUAAUUGAUGUGCUUUUUUUUUUUUAGCUGCCGUUCCUGUGAAGUACUGUCUUGUAAUUCCUUUUUUUUUUUUUUUUUUUGCUUAUAAUACUUGUACAUUUCUAUUUUUGAUACAUGACCCACUGAGUGUAUGCGUGCAGCUACUGGAGGAAGGCUGACGUAGCAUGUCGCUGUGUGCAGACAGAACAGCGUGCAGAUGUGCAUCUUUGCCCACGAACUCCGGGUCACGGUGAAGCCGGGUCGCCCCUCACGCCGGCACCCGGGCUCGCUCUGUCCAGAUGAUGCCAGGAGUUUAAACAAACCUGCUUUAACUGUUAUGUCUCUAGCAAAUAGUGUGAAUGUAAAGUUAAAAGUUUGCAUCGAAAGAGAUAAAAUUGAUUUUUUUUAUUUUGGAGUGUAACACAUGGUUGUACAUAGUUUUGUAUAUAAAGUAUUAUUGAUAUAUAUAUUAAAGUAUUAAUAAAGA